CUCAACGAGACCACUACCUCCACCACCGCUCCAUGCCUCACCUCACUGCACGUCUCUCGUUGUCGCACAUUUACAGCCCUCGCUUUCUUUCUUCUCCCUCCUCUAAUCCUCUCCUUCCCCCAGCUUGUUACCUUUCGGCUUCCUCUCUCGGCCGGUCUCUCCCCUCUGAUCUUGCGGCCGGCUGGAUACCUAUUACCGGUUCCAUUUUAAUUUUGUCCCGCACCGGGCGCGCCGUCCGUUAUAUAUAGCCAGCUCGAAGCUAGCAACUGCCACACACACGCCUGACGCCAGCCGGAAAAAGAGCCAGCAAGCUUGUUAUAUACAGAAGAAUCAUAGCCGGCCAGCACACUGCUGCUAGCUAGGUGGCCAUCCUAGUACUGUGCACCUCUCAGCGAGCUAGUACUAGCAUAUAGCAUGUCGUCGAGCAGCCGGAGGUCACGCUCACGGCGCGCCGGGAGCUCGCUGCCGUCGUCGUCAAGGAGGUCCAUCUCAGAGGAGCAGGUCUCCGAGCUCCUCUCCAAGCUGCAGGCGCUGCUCCCUGACUCCCAACCUCGUAAUGGCGCUCACAGGGGGGCGGCGUCGAGGGUGGUGCAGGAUACGUGCAGCUACAUCCGGAGCCUGCAGCAGGAGGUGGACGACCUCAGCGAGACGCUCGCCGCGCUGCUCGCCUCCGACGCCGUCCCCAGCGACCAGGCCGCCCUCAUCCGGAGCCUCCUCAUGUGAUCCAAUUCCAUAUGUCCGUGCUGAUGAGAGCUAGCUAGCAAAGCUCGGCGCAUGCGUCCGUCCGUGCCCUUUGAAUCAAGCAUGCCUGGCUGGGCUAGCUUGCUGCUAGCUAGCUACUCGGUCAUCAUCAAAGUAGCUAGUGUGUGAGAUCGUUGAUGCAAUUUGUGUUUUAUUUCAAAGUUUUGCAUUGUUUGGUUGAUUCAUUAGUUUGGAUUUGCGAUUGAUUUGCCAAAAAAAAACAAUUAAAUGGGAUGACAUGCAGCAUAAUCGGUGGGUCUAAUUACAGAAGAUACCAGCACUGUGCUGUACUGUCUGCUAGCUCUAGCUAGUGAGCGAGCGAGGGAGCGAUAUCAGCUUUCGUGUAGGUUGCUGUACGUUGAAAGGGCUUAAUGCGUGUUGUUUAGUGCAUGGGUACGUGCUUUAUUAGUUUGGGAGUACUUGCCUCUUAAGACCGGUUGUUUUCUUUGAUGGGUCACGCUUGAUAAUUGCAGCUAGCGCUCUUGGAUGUAUGUGUGUCUCUGUGUAUAGUACUAGUGCCACGUGCACGUUUUAUAUAUCGGAGCUACCUAAUUUAAUUUGGAGUUUAGAUGUGAUGAUUUGUACACCCUUUUUAUGUAACCAUAUGUAAUUUGGACGCCACUCUUCCUUAAUUAUUUUGGGUUUGGAUGCGAGUA
This is a messenger RNA of Brachypodium distachyon (stiff brome), 1397 nucleotides long. RefSeq names its product transcription factor ILI1. NCBI's taxonomy places the organism in Eukaryota, Viridiplantae, Streptophyta, Magnoliopsida, Poales, Poaceae. The transcript is spliced from 2 exons. Gene Ontology annotation, biological process: regulation of growth; regulation of DNA-templated transcription. Gene Ontology annotation, molecular function: protein dimerization activity. The record is from RefSeq and is a predicted model, not a curated record. The coding region runs from base 415 to 723 and encodes 102 amino acids.